AUGGCCAAAGGCGAGCUGGAGCAAAAACUCCUGGACCUCCGCAGCGAACGCCAGCAGCGCGCCGAAGAGUUCGAGGCCACCGAGCUGGAGAUCGACACCCUGCGGCAGUUGACCACCGAAACCAUGGCAGCUGUGGAAGCCCAACUCGCUGAGGACGCGGCGUUGCGGGCGCAGUUGGAGGCUGCCACGGCCGAAGAGGUCCAACUGCAACGGGCUGAGCAGGACGCCUGGCGCGCUGCACUCUGCGCGGCGCAGGGGCGCCGGGAGGCUGCUGCGGCGGAAGAGGCGGAGGCACUGGCGGCGCAACGGUUGGGGCAGCAGCAGCUGGAGGGGACGCGGAAGAGGGUGGCACUGCUGCAGGUGGAGGUGCAACAGCUGCAACAACAGCAGGGGUUGGGACCAGCUGCUGAGGAGGUGCAGGAAGUGAGGGAAGAGUUUCGGUCGAAGGCGGAGGCUCUCGAGGAACAGCGCCAGGCCACCUUGUGGAUGGAAAGGGAACGGCAGCAGAGGGCCUCCAGGAGGUUGGAGCAAUUGAGAAUAGCUGUGCGAGGGCUUCAUGAAGCGGAAGCGCAUCGGAGUGGAGGCUGA
Cladocopium goreaui is the source of this 588-nucleotide messenger RNA. Lineage: Eukaryota; Dinophyceae; Suessiales; Symbiodiniaceae. The record is from the annotation of a GenBank genome assembly.